Molecule: messenger RNA, 588 nt
Organism: Rotaria socialis
Lineage: Eukaryota; Metazoa; Rotifera; Eurotatoria; Philodinida; Philodinidae
Source: the annotation of a GenBank genome assembly
AUGACUCAUACGACAUUAAAUACUGUUCUUGAAAUGAAUCCAGUCUCGCAACCAGCAGUUACUAAUACAACAUCGUCUCAACAAGGUACACAUCCUCAUAUCGACACGGUUAGCCAUCAAUCAGCUCGAAAUGCUGCAGCUUUACUACAGACAACAUCCGGGAACAGUAAUAGAUUUCUCGACAAUUUAAACCAACUGCAAACUACACCUCGUCAAAGAGCUGAUAUACAAUUAAAAAGUUAUCUUGAUGAGCCAGAAGAAUUAUUCCCUAGAUUAAAAAAUCCUAAUAGCACUCGUUCAGUUAGAGAAAAACUAUCCAUCGCACAAGUAUCAAAAUUACUUAAAACUCAAGAAUUUCUUAUCAGGCGUCUUGCACGCAUUCUUUACCCAACAGCAGAAAAUCUACAAGAUAUAGAAACAUUAACUAAAAUUGAAGCACAAAAAUUAACACGUAUUUUAAAUGGUACCAUAGAAGUACGUGCGCUUGUAUUUUUCAUGAUACUUGAUGAGGCUGGUGAUGAUUAUGUGAUCAGGACUGGAAUGGCAGAAUUUUAUGUACAAUAUUUUAAAGGUCUUGCAAAUUAUUGA